AUGCGUCCAACAUCCGUUAGGGCGGCCGACAUCCUCCGGGACGGUUUUCCUGCAGUGUUUUUCAACAACUGUGCGGCGCACGUCCUGGACCUGAUGCUCCACGACAUCGGGAGGGUCCGUGUUGUGCGGCGAGUGCUCAACCAGGUGCACAGGGUGGUUAUGAUCGUCAAGGGAAGCGCGUCUGCCGUCACGCUCUUCCACGAGUUGUUUAGCACUUUGUCCUUGGUGCGGCCCGGUGCAACACGCUUCGGCACGCAGGUUAUCAUGCUUGCCCGCUUCCUGGAGGUAAAGAAAGCGCUCAAGGAGAUGAUCAUCAGUGAGGAGUGGGAGUCGGUGGCGGUGGCGCGGUCUGAGGAGGGGCGAGCUGUCCGCCAGCUCCUCUUGGAUGAGGUCUUUUGGGAGUGCGCGACAGCGGUCCUCCGCCUCAUGACACCCGUGUAUGAAGUGCUGCGGGUGGUUGACACCCGUGCUCUAGUCAUGGGCCGGAUCUAUGGCCUCAUGCUAGAUGCCACGGUGAAGACAAACAAUGCGGCAGAGGCGGCAGCCAAAAUGAUGAUGAAACGCACCGCUCUCUUGCCGGCCAAAGACAAGCCGGCCUUUCUGGCCGCCAUCAAGGCUAUCAUAGCAAGGAGGUGGGACGCCCAGCUCCACAAUCCACUCCAUGCUAUGGGGUGGCUUCUGAACCCGCACAAUCAGUACGGCAAAGAGGUGAAGAACGAUCCCGAGGUAAGGCUUGGGGCGGAAGCGGUGAUCCAGGCCCGUGGGGGAGACGUCGCACAACGCGCGCUACUGUUGGCGCAGUUUCAUAAAGGAGAGGGGCUGAUAGGGUCCGAUGAUGCCCGUUGGGCAGCAACGGUGUUGGUGGCGAGUGGGCGCUUGACGGAGGCAGAGUGGUGGCUGAUGUAUGGGGGGGAAUUGCGAGCGCUCAUGGGGAUGGCUGUGACGGUGCUGUCACAGCCAGUCACGUCUUCUGAGGUCGAACGCUACUGGUCCGCCAUUGCACGGGUGCAGAGGCGGGACCGUAACCGCCUCAGUGCCAACAAGAUGAUGGACGUGACUGAGGUGGCGUUCGCCAGGAGGGCCAGGGAUGCUUUCGAUAGGAAAUCACGGCAGAGGGAGAAGCUUUAUGCCGAUCUGGCCAACGGCACCCUCCAGCAAGGGAGUGCCGUGGAACCGGCAGCAGCAGAGGAAGAGGAAGUGGGGGACGACGAGGAGGAGGGAGAGGGGAAUGAGCAGCUAUGCACCAUUGAUUGGGACCUAUUCGGGAACAUUGGGAAGCGGAAGAAGAAGGGGCCAAAGACCGCUAAAAAGAAGAGAAACGGGAAGGCCAAGAAGCCUACCAAGGGAAAGAGGAAGGCAACAUCUGUGCGAGAGGAAGAGGGUGAGGAGGAGGAGGCGGCGGAUAGCAGUGGAGGGGAGGAGGAGAACAGGAGGAGGCGGAUGAGGAUGGAGGAGGAGGAGGAGGAGGAGGAGGAGGAGGAGGAGGAGGAGGAGGAGGAGGAGGAGGAGGAGGAGGAGGAGGAGGAUGAGUAG
Molecule: messenger RNA, 1533 nt
Organism: Closterium sp. NIES-65
Lineage: Eukaryota; Viridiplantae; Streptophyta; Zygnematophyceae; Desmidiales; Closteriaceae
Source: the annotation of a GenBank genome assembly